Molecule: messenger RNA, 527 nt
Organism: Penicilliopsis zonata CBS 506.65
Lineage: Eukaryota; Fungi; Ascomycota; Eurotiomycetes; Eurotiales; Aspergillaceae
Exons: 1
Coding region: 14-301 (95 amino acids)
Source: RefSeq, a predicted model, not a curated record
GUCCGCCGCCGACAUGUUCAAGGAUAUGGACCAGGACGACAACGACAACGUUGCGGUCCCUAAGCCCGCCAAGAGCAACCAGAGCGACAGCACCAAGGACAAGCCCAGCCAGACCCAGGCCCAGGCCUCCAAGUCCCAGCCCUCACCCUCCCACUUGGCUACUCCUUCAAGCAAGCCCGCUCCCGCCCGGGAGGCCGAGGCUGCCCCCUCCCCUUCUUCCAACCACAAGAGCGAAGACAACCCGUUCGCUAGUCUGCCCCUUGUCGGUGGUCUGCUUGGCGGUGCUGGCCUCCCCAUCUAAACCAGCGAAAAGUGUCAGCUUUUUUUUUUCCCUUUUCGUAAGUUAUGGCAAUUAGUUGCCGGGGGGCAGGGGAAUUAUGCGGGUGAUCUUUGGAGAUUUCUGCCGGGGCGAUGGGAUGGCAGAUGAGGGGUACUUUUGAACACACUUUCGUUUAACGCAUUAUGCUUUGUUUCUAUUAGAAUAGUUUUAAAUCAACCCAUGCACAUUCGUGCCCUGUGGUAUAGCA